This is a messenger RNA of Puma concolor (puma), 3427 nucleotides long. It is a transcript of the gene MAML2, whose product is annotated as mastermind like transcriptional coactivator 2. NCBI's taxonomy places the organism in Eukaryota, Metazoa, Chordata, Mammalia, Carnivora, Felidae. Gene Ontology annotation, biological process: Notch signaling pathway; positive regulation of transcription of Notch receptor target. Gene Ontology annotation, cellular component: nucleoplasm; nuclear speck. Gene Ontology annotation, molecular function: transcription coactivator activity. The record is from RefSeq and is a predicted model, not a curated record.
AUGGGGGACACAGCGCCCCCACAGGCCCCCACAGGAGGGCUAGGGGGGGCCCCUGGGGCGGGGCUCCUUGGAGGGGGCUCAGUCACCCCGAGAGUGCACAGUGCUAUCGUGGAGCGCCUCCGGGCUCGGAUCGCCGUCUGCCGCCAGCACCACCUGAGCUGUGAAGGACGCUAUGAACGUGGUAGGGCUGAGAGCUCAGACCGGGAAAGAGAGAGCACCUUGCAGCUCCUGAGCCUGGUACAGCAUGGCCAGGGGGCAAGGAAGGCUGGCAAACAUGCCAAGGCCACUGCCACGGCUGCCACCACGGCGGCCCCUCCACCGCCCCCUGCUGCCCCUCCUACAGCCUCUCAAGCGGCAGCGACAGCGGCCCCACCGCCCCCACCAGACUAUCACCAUCACCACCAGCAGCACCUGCUCAACAGUAGCAAUAAUGGUGGCGGUGGUGGGAUCGACGGGGAGCAGCAGUCACAGGCUCCAGCCCCUGGGGACCAGAGGAACUCAGCCCUCAUUGCGCUCCAGGGUUCCUUGAAAAGAAAACAAGUAGUUAACCUGUCUCCUGCCAACAGCAAGAGGCCCAAUGGCUUUGUCGACAACUCAUUCCUUGAUAUCAAAAGAAUCCGUGUCGGGGAGAACCUCUCUGCAGGACAAGGGGGCCUCCAAGUAAAUAAUGGACAAAAUCAGAUGAUGUCAGGGACCUUGCCCAUGAGCCAGGCACCCCUACGGAAGACUAAUACUCUGCCACCACAUACACAUUCUCCUGGGAACGGCAUCUUCAACAUGGGCUUGAAGGAAGUGAAGAAGGAACCAGGAGAGACUGUAUCAUGUAGUAAGCACAUGGAUGGCCAGAUGACCCAGGAGAAUAUUUUUUCCAAUAGGUACGGAGAUGACCCUGUAGAGCAGUUGAUGGAUCCAGAGCUGCAGGAACUGUUCAAUGAACUGACCAACAUAUCUGUGCCUCCCAUGAGUGAUCUUGAGCUGGAGAACAUGAUCAAUGCCACCAUCAAGCAGGAUGACCCAUUUAACAUUGACUUGGGUCAGCAAAGCCAGAGGAGCACUCCCAGACCCUCCUUGCCCAUGGAGAAGACAGUGAUCAAAAGUGAAUACUCCCCCGGCCUGACCCAGGGUCCUUCGGGCUCUCCUCAGAUGAGGCCCCCAUCAGCCGGCCCUGCAUUCUCCAUGGCCACCUCCGCCCUCUCCACUUCAUCCCCAGUCCCUUCUGUCCCGCAGAGCCAGGCUCAGCCUCAGACAGCCUCAGGAGCAAGCCGGGCCCUGCAGAGCUGGCAGGAGGUGUCCCAUGCCCAGCAGCUCAAACAGAUCGCUGCCAACCGUCAGCAGCACGCCCGGAUGCAGCAGCACCAGCCUCCCAGCUGGUCAGCCUUGCCCUCUUCCGCCGGGCCAUCGCCGGGCCCAUUCGGGCAGGAGAAGAUCCCCAGCCCUUCUUUCGGUCAGCAGCCAUUCAGCCCGCAGAGCUCCCCCAUGCCUGGGGUGGCCGGCGGCAGCAGCCAGUCGAAGGUGCUGGCUAACUACAUGUACAAGGCCAGCCCGUCGGCCCAGGGCGGGCACCUGGAUGUGCUCAUGCAGCAAAAGCCUCAGGAUCUCAGUCGAAGUUUUAUUAACAACCCGCACACGGCCAUGGAGCCCCGUCAUGGCAACACUAAGCCUUUGUUCCAUUUUAACUCAGAUCAAGCAAACCAGCAGAUGCCUUCUGUUUUGCCUUCCCAGAGUAAGCCUUCUCUCCUACACUACACCCAGCAGCAGCCGCAGCAGCCGCCACAGCAGCAGCAGCCACAGCAACAGCAGCCACAGCAACAGCCGCCACAGAGCUCGAUUUCAGCUCAGCCGCAGCCGCAGCCUCAGCCGCAGCCACAGCCGCAGCCGCAGCCGCAGCCGCCGCCAUCCCAGCCUGCCCAGCCUCUGUCCAGCCAGCCUUUGCUAAGGUCACCCUUGCCUCUUCAGCAAAAGAUCCUGCUUCAGAAAAUGCAGAACCAGCCCAUCACAGGACUGGGGUAUCAAGUCUCCCAACAGCACAGACAGGAUCAACACUCUGUGGUAGGCCAGAGCAUAGGCCCCAGUCCAAGUCCCAACCCCUGCUCAAAUCCAAACACCGGAAGUGGUUACAUGAACUCCCAGCAAUCACUGUUGAAUCAGCAAUUGAUGGGAAAGAAACAGACUCUACAGAGGCAGAUCAUGGAGCAGAAACAGCAACUUCUCCUCCAGCAGCAGAUGCUGGUUGAUGCGGAGAAAAUUUCUCCACAGGAUCAAAUCAACAGACAUUUGACAAGGCCACCCCCAGAUUAUAAAGACCAAAGAAGAAACGCAGGCAGCAUGCAGCCAACUGCCCAGUAUUCUGGUGGCUCAUCAGCAGUGACUUUAAACUCUAACCAGGCUUUGGCAAACCCAGUUUCGACGCAUACCAUUUUGACUCCAAAUUCCAGCCUCCUGUCUACUUCCCAUGGGACAAGAAUGCCGUCGUUACCCACAGCGGUUCAGAAUAUGGGGAUGUAUGGAAAUCUGCCUUGCAGCCAACCUGGCACAUACAACGUGACUUCAGGAAUAAGUCAGUUGACCCAACAGAGAAACCCAAACCAACUGAUAGCAAAUCAAAACAACCCUCUAAUGCCACGGCCACCUGCCUUAGGGGCAAGUAAUAAUAACAACGUGGCUACUUUUGGAGCUGGACCUGUCAGCAAUUCGCAACAAUUGAGACCAAAUUUAACCCAUAGCAUGGCAAGCAUGCCCGCACAGAGAACAUCAAAUGUUAUGAUCACAUCCAGCACAACCGCACCAAACUGGGCCUCUCAAGACACGACAACCAAACAACAGGAAGCCCUGAAGUCCACGGCAGUCCGCUUCCCCACAGGUGCACCUGCAGCCUACACUCCAAACCAGUCACUGCAGCAGGCAGUUGGCAGCCAGCAGUUUUCCCAGAGGGCAGCGGCCCCUCCUAACCAGUUAACACCAGCAGUGCAAAUGAGACCCAUGACCCAAAUGAACCAAACAUUAAAUGGACAAACCAUGGGUCCACUCAGAAGUCUGAAUCUCAGACCCAAUCAGCUAAGCACACAGAUCUUGCCUAAUUUGAACCAGUCGGGAACAGGGUUGAGCCAGCCGAGGACAGGCAUGAGCCAGCCACCAUCUAUGACACCAGGCAACUUUCCUUCACCCAACCAAAGCUCCAGGGCUUUUCAAGGAACUGACCAUGGCAGUGACUUAGCUUUUGACUUUCUCAACCAACAGACUGAUAACAUGGGCCCUGCCCUGAACAGUGAUGCUGAUUUCAUUGAUUCCUUAUUGAAGACAGAGCCCGGUAACGACGACUGGAUGAAAGACAUCAAUCUGGAUGAAAUUCUGGGGAACAACUCCUAAAGGAGAAGAGAGGGACGAUUAAUAUACUCUAAGCACUAAAAGGCAGUAUUUUACGAGGACU